GUUACAAUAAUUUAAUAAACGUGAAUAAAUUUGAAUUUAUCGUCUAAAUUUCAGAUUAAUAUGUUUGGUUAAAAAUAUUAAAUGGCGCUCACGGAAGAACAACGACGAAGGAUUGAAGAGAAGAGAGGUGAAGCCCUUGCUAAGCGAAAGAAUAAAAUACCACAGACAAGUUCUGGCGGAGUUAUUCAAGCAGGGGGAAGCGGAGCCGGGGUUUCUGGCGGAGGUAGUGGCAGGGGAGUUUUUGUUGGUGGCGGCGGAGUUAGUGGCAGUGGCGGUGGAGUUAGUGGCAGUGGCGGCGGAGGGCUGACGGAUGAACAAAAAAGAAUUGUUGAACAAAACAGACAAGCUGCUCUUCACAGGAAGAAUGCUGUUCAUCCCUCGUCUGCAACCACAGUUCCUAGUCUCACGGCUGAGUCCUUCUAUAACAAGUCUAAACCAUCUGUAAAAACAAUAGGGCCCAACAAUUUAGGAACCCCCUUCAAACCUCCCCGCCCUCAUCCUUCAACCACUCAGAGCAGUUUCAGCAAUAGCAAUCUUUUCAGCAAGAGUGAUACUAAUCCUUUUGGCAAAAGCAAUACUAAUCCAUACAGGAAGAGCGCUACUAAUCCAUUCAGCAAGGGCAAUACUAAUUCUGAUUCUCGGAGCAGCUUAAGCAGUUUAAUAAAUAAACAGAGCAGCCUGGUUCUAAACGGGUCUGCUGUAACAUCGGGAGCUAUCAAUUCAGGGCUGGCGGCCGUUAAACAUGGUGGGAAAUGCAUAAAGGCAAACUGUACACUAGUGGAGAGAAAUCGGUUUCAGGUUGUUACCACGUAUCAUGAGACCUUGAUUAAAGUAUUUAAAACAAUGAAGACUGGUGUAUACAAUGCGAAAACUAGGAUUUGGAGCUUUAGUCUGGAGGAACAUGAUAAACUUGUACGAGAAGCCGGGGUACUAAAGGGUGAGGUUGAAUUAAUCCCUCUUCCUCGCUGGAUUUUAGAUACUUUCAGGAAACCCCUGAGCUAUGAUGUUGAGAGCAUAGAUCUAAGCAAAAUAGAACCAAAGAUACUGGAGAGCUUAAUGCCAUUCCAACUUCAAGGAAUUCAGUUUGGUAUCAGUAGAGCGGGCAGAGUUCUCAUUGCUGAUGAUAUGGGUCUAGGGAAAACUAUUCAGGCUCUAGGUCUAGCAAGCUAUUAUAGGGAUGCCUGGCCCUUCCUUGUAGUAGCCCCCUCUUCUAUGCGAUAUGCAUGGGAGAGUGCAAUUUUAAGAUGGUUUCCCUCUCUUUCUGCAGAUGAUAUUUCCACAAUAACAACAGGAAAAGAUUAUAUUGGUUCUAGUUCCUGUAUAAUUAUCAGCUAUGAUCUACUGGGGAAGAAAGCCAAUGAACUAGCCAAAAAAAGUUUCAAUCUUGUGAUUAUGGACGAAAGUCAUUCAAUUAAAAAUGAUAAAUCAGCCAGAACAAAGGCAGCAGAACCGUUGAUGCGCGAAUGUCGCUACCUCAUUCUGCUAAGUGGAACUCCGGCAUUAAGUCGUCCUGUUGAACUGUACUCUCAGAUAUCAGCUCUCAACCCUAAACUCUUCAAACAUCAGAGGGACUUCGGAUUCAGAUACUGUGAUGGACAGCUGAAGAAACUUGGAUUACGAGAAGUUUAUGACUUCAGUGGAUCUUCAAACAUGACGGAACUCUCACUGCUUUUAUUGGAGAAAUGUAUGAUUCGAAGGCUGAAAUCUGAUGUACUCCAGCAGCUGCCAGCUAAGCAACGAUGUAUGGUUGUAUUGGAUCCAGGUAGUGUUGAUAGCUCCAGCAGUAUGAUGAGAGACAAGGAGAAUGCUGCGCGUAAAUCUGGUGUUCAUGGACUGGAAAAGCGUGGUCUUCUCUUAGAAUGGUACAGUGCCACAGCUCAGGCAAAGCUGAAGGCAGUUCAGGAGUAUGUAAAGGAUUUGCUGAAUUCAGACAAAAAAUUUCUAUUGUUCUGUCACCAUCAGGUGAUGAUGGUAGGAUUAGCAGAGGUUCUUAAUACAGCAGGAACAGGGUUCAUUCAAAUUGAUGGGUCAACUCCAAGCGAACUUAGAAGAACUUAUGUAGACAAGUUCCAGACCUCUCCCAGCUGCCAGGUGGCGCUGCUGAGCAUUACCGCGGCAAAUUCUGGUAUUACUCUUACCUCUGCGCACCUAGUCGUCUUUGCUGAGAUUUACUGGAACCCGGGAAUUCUUACACAGGCUGAAGAUAGGGCACAUCGGAUUGGGCAGACUGACAGUGUUUCAAUACAAUAUCUGGUGGCUAAAGGAACUGCAGAUGAUGAGUUGUGGCCAAUGAUCCAGAAGAAACUAGAUGUUCUAAACAAGGCUGGACUUACUAAGGACAAUUUCCAGGAUUCUGAGUCGACUGUUGUACUGAGUAAAGGCCAGAAGACUAUAGAAGAUUUUUUUGCAUUGAACGAGGAAUUUCCAAUUGCUGAGUUUGAUGAAUCUAUGAUUAACGAAACACCUCUGCCUGCUAUAGAGACUCUUAGAGAUCCUAAUGAUGGUACUACUGCUAAUAUUGUCCCUCAAUAUGUUUCUGAUGUUGCUACUGCUAAUAUUGAUCUUCCAGAUGCUCCUGAUGUUGCUACUGCUAAUAUUGAACUUGAUGAAGAUCUAUUUGAUGAUGAGUGGGAGGAAGAUCUUCAAGAAUUAGAGUCUCCCGCCAAAAAAACUAAAGUAUUCUAAUUCUGAAUUUUUGGGAAGAAAUAUCAAACUUAUGAAUCUCACUUUCCAUUUUUCCUUCCUUUUCCCAUCUGCUUUAAUCUUUUCCGUUUCCUAGAGUUUUAGAGAUUUUAUUUUUCAGUAUCUGUUUUUGUGAUACAUCUAGAACUGCCCAUGAUUGAUAUAGUUUAUAUAUAAUUUGAUAUAUAUGGCGGCCAAUUUUUUGGUGUGUUAUUGAAUAUUUGUGAUAAUUAAAUAAUUUAUCAUUUUAUAAAAUUUGGAAUUAUAUUGUGGGCUAGAAAUUGUAAGUGUGAUAAAUCCGACCCUUCUCUAACAUUUAACUGAUCUGAAUCUUGCCAAAGAGAAAUUAAAAAUGUAUGGUUCAUAUCUGUGAUUAAAAAAUCUAUUUUUCAGA
Eurytemora carolleeae is the source of this 3076-nucleotide messenger RNA. RefSeq names its product SWI/SNF-related matrix-associated actin-dependent regulator of chromatin subfamily A-like protein 1 (gene Marcal1). The record is from RefSeq and is a predicted model, not a curated record. NCBI's taxonomy places the organism in Eukaryota, Metazoa, Arthropoda, Copepoda, Calanoida, Temoridae. Bases 82 to 2685 code for a protein of 867 amino acids. The transcript has 6 exons. Gene Ontology annotation, cellular component: nuclear replication fork. Gene Ontology annotation, molecular function: ATP-dependent chromatin remodeler activity; ATP binding. Gene Ontology annotation, biological process: DNA repair; replication fork processing.